Porites evermanni is the source of this 807-nucleotide messenger RNA. The record is from the annotation of a GenBank genome assembly. NCBI's taxonomy places the organism in Eukaryota, Metazoa, Cnidaria, Anthozoa, Scleractinia, Poritidae.
AUGAGAGAAGAUAAAUUAGCAAAAAGUGGUACACUACGAAAUACUCGCAAUAGUACUUUCCAGAAUUUGUUUGAAGAUCGGCUAAACCGGAUGAGCGGCAAACGGGAUAUAGUACAAGUUACUAUUGAUGCUGAUGAUGCAGGGGCACCCAACGAGAAUAUAGUUCAAAACCACUUAAACAUAAUAUUUUUAAACGUAUUUUAGUAUUUAAACGGUAGAUAUAGACAUAUUUUUAUUCCCUAAAAAUUUUUUAUCUGUUCGGAUUUCCUGGCAGAAAGGCUAAUGAUCCGAAAAUUAUAGGGAUUAAAACUUACCUUUUCGAAAAUUUCAGCCAGAAAAAAGGCUCCCAAAAAUUCUAGGUGACAUUUUUAGGGUAAAAAUCCAUUCAAAAUGGGCAAUUAUACAAUUAUUUAGACGUUCGAAAAUCCUAAGAGAGGCAGGCAAACAAAAAAAUUUUACAACAAAUGUUCCGAAAUUUCUAGAUCUCAAAUCGUCUUCCGAAGAGAUAUUUUCCGAAAAUAGACGUUGGGUGCCCCUAAUGAUGUUGAGAACUGGAAUGGGAAAACUAGAAUGAUAACACCGAAGACUUUUGGCCCAUUCUCAAUGGAAAUGCCCCAAAUGAGUAAUGAUGAUUUAUACAAAUUUAUGGUUUUCACACUGCUCCAACAUGAUUUUAGUGUUUUGUCAACCCAGACAAUUGCUAACAUCGGUGCUAACAUAUUAACACACAAACCAUUAGAGUUCAAAAACAUGAAAGUUGGCGCAUUAAAGCACAACUCAUUUUUCCUUGAUAAGCAGUUUCCAAUA